AUGGACUCACCCAAAUCAUCUGUACUGAAGUGCACAGAGAGAGGAUGCUUCUCUUCUCAAGCAUUCUUUCGGACCGUUGCUGCCAUCUCCAUUCUCCUGCUAAGUGGCUGUUUUAUCAUCAGAUGUGUGGUGAUUUAUCGUGUUUUUCUUACCUGUGAUGCGAGAAAGAUCCAGCCACAUGAAAACAUCACACAGCUGUCCUGCUACAAUGAUGGAUUAGGUUCAGUCAAGAACUGCUGUCCGUUGAACUGGAAAUAUUUUCAGUCCAGCUGCUACUUCUUUUCUACUGACACCAUGCCCUGGGUAUCAAGUUCAAAAAGCUGUUCAAAUGUGGGCGCCCACCUGGUGGUCAUCAACACACAGGAGGAGCAGGAAUUCCUUGCCCACACAAAACCUAGAAAGAAAGAGUUUUUCAUUGGGCUGACGGACCAGGUGACUGAGGGUCAGUGGCAAUGGGUAGACGGCACACCUUUUAUGGAAUCGCUGAGCUUCUGGGAUGUAGGGGAACCCAACAACAUAGUUACCCUGGAGGAUUGUGCCACCAUAAGGGAUUCUGCAAAUCCAAAGAAAAACUGGAAUGAUGUACCAUGUUUCUUCAAUAUGUUUCGUAUUUGUGAAAUGCCACAAAUAAAUAACUUGAACAAAGGAAAUCUCUAA
Molecule: messenger RNA, 657 nt
Organism: Lepus europaeus (European hare)
Lineage: Eukaryota; Metazoa; Chordata; Mammalia; Lagomorpha; Leporidae
Gene: CLEC4E
Product: C-type lectin domain family 4 member E
Exons: 6
Coding region: 1-657 (218 amino acids)
Source: RefSeq, a predicted model, not a curated record